Messenger RNA from Bombina bombina (fire-bellied toad), 8256 nucleotides. RefSeq names its product neurogenic locus notch homolog protein 1. The transcript is spliced from 34 exons. Bases 76 to 6663 code for a protein of 2195 amino acids. Gene Ontology annotation, cellular component: plasma membrane; protein-containing complex. Gene Ontology annotation, biological process: Notch signaling pathway; regulation of developmental process; cell differentiation. The record is from RefSeq and is a predicted model, not a curated record. Gene Ontology annotation, molecular function: protein binding; calcium ion binding. Lineage: Eukaryota; Metazoa; Chordata; Amphibia; Anura; Bombinatoridae.
UAUCAGGGAGGGGGUAAUAGCCCAGAUGCCAGCAGGCUGGUGAGAACCUGCCUUUGGCGCAUAUAUACAACUACGAUGGGCACAUUGUGGGCGCUGCUGUGCCUCCUGUCUUUGCCAGUGGUUCAAGGAUUGCAGUGUACGAUCACCCAGGAGUCCUGCGUUAAUGGCGGAGUCUGUGUGCCCUUGCAGAAUGGAUCUCAGAUAUGCAGAUGUCUGGCUGGUUUUUCUGGAGAUCGCUGCCAAAUCGCUGAUCCCUGCUCGUCUGGGCCUUGCCGGAAUGGAGGAACAUGCAAUCGCUUCUUCACCGAGUAUCAGUGUCAGUGUGUUACAGGAUGGACAGGGAAAAAUUGUGAGCAUACAGACUUUUGUGUAACCAACCGCUGCAUGAAUAAUGGCAAGUGUAUUAACAAAGUUCCAGGCUUUGAGUGCCAAUGCCCACUGGGUUUUGAGGGUUUGGCUUGUGAGAAGGACUUAGAUGAAUGCCAAGCAGCAGGCACCUGUAAGAAUGGCGGAACCUGUGUAAACCUGAUGGGGUCCUUCCAGUGCCUAUGCCCAGACAAUUACUAUGGCCUGCGAUGUGAGAUGCGGAGAGGGGAAUGUGUGAUAGACAGCUGUCUUAAUGGAGGAAAGUGCCAGCAAAGAGAACCUAAUUUAUACCAGUGUGUGUGCCCCACAGGAUAUACAGGAUCUCGUUGUGAGGAGAACACUGAUGACUGUUUGAAAAACAAGUGCAUGAACGGAGCAUCCUGUAAAGAUGGGAUGGGAACUUACACAUGUCAGUGUACACCAGGAUGGACAGGCAUGUAUUGCUCACGAGACAUCGAUGAAUGUCAGUCUUCGGGUAUUUGCAAAAAUGGCGGCACAUGUUACAACACGCCUGGAUCCUAUAACUGCGUGUGCGUCAACGGGUGGAUGGGAGACAACUGUGACCAUAACAUAGAUGACUGCUUAACGGCUACUUGCGCAAACGGCUCCACUUGUAUUGAUUCUGUGGGAGCAUUUCACUGCCUGUGCCCACCUGGAAGAACUGGUCUGCUGUGCCACCUUCAAGAUGGCUGCCAUACUGACUCGUGUCACCCAGCUGCCACAUGUGACACUGAUCACACAUCUGGGGCAGCUGUAUGUCGAUGCCAACCAGGAUAUACAGGACCCACUUGUUACCAGGAUCUAGACGAGUGUGAACUGGGACCAUCUCCCUGUGAGCAUGGUGGGAAGUGUGUGAAUACUGAAGGUUCUUUUCUGUGCCAGUGUCCAAUAGGAUAUACUGGUACUCGCUGUGAAACAAACUAUAAUGAGUGCCAGUCCAGUCCUUGUAAAAACAAAGCAACCUGCCUGGAUCUGCUUGGACAUUUCAAGUGCUUAUGCUUGCCAGGAUAUGAAGGAAAAUUAUGUGAGCUUGAAGUUGAUGAAUGUGUAAGUUCUCCGUGCCAGAAUGGAGGUUUCUGUACAGAUCUCUUAAAUGAUGUCUACUGCUCGUGUCCUAUAGGAUUUUUGGGAUCUCGGUGUGAGACUGAUUUAGAUGAGUGCAGCAGUUCUCCGUGUCAGAAUGGAGGAGAGUGCAAUGAUCAGGCAGCGGGUUACAACUGCACCUGCCAUCAGGGUUUUGAAGGUUCUGAAUGUGAGACUGAUAUAGAUGAGUGUACUAGCGCUCCCUGUCAUUUUGGUCAAUGUAAGAAUAGUCCUGGAUCCUUCAUGUGCCUUUGUGACCCGGGCUAUACAGGUGGCACCUGUGAGCAGGACAUUGAUGAUUGCCAGAGCCAACCAUGUCAAAAUAAUGGUGUUUGCCAAGACCUACCCAAUGGUUACCUAUGCCUGUGCCAGCCAGGAACUACUGGUAUCACUUGUGAUAUACAUGUGGAUGAGUGUGAAAGUGACCCAUGCAUAAAGGGAACCUGCAGAGAUAUGGAGAAUGCUUUUCAAUGUAAUUGUAACCCAGGAUACACAGGCAUUCUCUGUGAAGAGGAUAUUGAUGAAUGUCAUUCCAACCCUUGCCAAAAUGGUGGGAUUUGUGUAGACAUUGAGAAUGGAUUCAGCUGUAACUGCCCUGCGGGGACUGUUCUGCCCCUCUGUACCUUGCAGGACAAUAACUGCACCAAUACACCAUGUGUCCAUGGCCACUGUGAGACAGAAGAUGGCAGAUCUUCAUGCCUGUGUAACAUUGGCUGGACUGGAUCAGCAUGUGACAUUUACAUCCAUGAGUGUACAACAGGGCCUUGUAAGAAUGGAGGAACAUGUCAGCCUUACCAGGAUGUAUAUACCUGCAUAUGCCCUAUUGGAUAUACUGGACACCUCUGUGACAUUAUGGUAACCAACUGUUCUUCCAACCCAUGCUUAAAUGGGGGUGUAUGCUCUCCUCUGCCAUCUGGGUACACAUGUUCCUGUACCCCACUUUACACAGGGUCACAAUGUGAAGUGGAGCUCUCAGUUUGUCACUCAGACCCCUGCAGACACGGAGGAACUUGCCACCAAGAUACCAACAUUUCAUAUUUAUCAUGCAACUGCACUGCUGGAUGGAAAGGAGUCUUCUGUGAGUUUGAUGUUAAUGAGUGUGAGGACGAGCCCUGUAAGAAUGGGGGAAUUUGCAUUAAUACCCCAGGAAGUUACUCCUGCACCUGCCCUAAGGGUUUCCAAGGAAAACACUGUGACACUCUUGUAGAUCACUGCUUGUCUGGUCCAUGCCAACAAGAAGGCUCAUGUGUGAACGUAAAUCACUCAUUCAUAUGCCUGUGCCAACCCGGGUAUGAAGGGACUGUGUGUGAUAAAGAUAUAGAUGAGUGUGCCAGUUCACCGUGUCUGAAUGGAGGGCUCUGCAAAGAUGGGAGCAACUCAUACACCUGCACUUGUGAGCGAGGCUUCGAGGGAAGUGAGUGUGAGAUCAACACUCAAGACUGUACAAACAGUUCAUGUUCAAAUGGCGGCACCUGCAUUGAUGGCAUUGCCAGUUUUACCUGCUUGUGCCCAGACAGAUUCAUAGGACUCCAAUGUCAGCAAGAACUGAGCCGUUGCCUCUCUCAGCCUUGUAAAAAUGGCGGCACAUGCAAAGAUAUUCAAAAUGGCUACCAUUGCUCCUGCAUCUAUGGUUACAUUGGCACCAACUGUGAGGAACUUGUCGAUUUGUGCUCGCUUACUCCAUGUCUAAAUGGGGGGUCUUGCUUCCAAACUGGGACAAGUUAUCAGUGCCAUUGUGCAUUAGGAUGGACAGGAAGUCACUGUGAGACAGAACUACUGACCUGCAAGGCUACAGCUGCCCGAAAAGGAGUAGACCUGGGGACUAUGUGCAGUGGUCAUGGGACCUGUGUAGAUUCUGGCAAAUCUCAUAUCUGUCAAUGUUUUUUUGGCUAUUCCGGACCUCUGUGUCAAGACAAAAUUGACCGUUGCAAACCUAACCCCUGCCACAAUGGUGCCCACUGCCAAGAAGUUGACGGAUCAUUCACCUGCCAGUGCCUCCCUGGAUAUAUUGGGAAGACCUGUGCAGAUAAGGACCCCUGUCACUCAAAGCCUUGUCUCCAUAAUGGGAUUUGUGUAGCUGAACCAGGAGGAUACCGUUGUGUUUGCCCAUCAGGAACAGAAGGCACCAACUGUGAGAUUAAUUUUGAUGAUUGCUCCCCUGUGACCUCUGAACCUCGGUGCUUCCAUGGUGGCACCUGCAAGGAUGGAGUUGGUGGCUUCUCUUGCCUGUGUCCCCAAGGGUUUGUAGGGGAAAGAUGUGAAGGGGAUGUGAACGAAUGUCUCUCCAAUCCGUGUCACUCACAGGGAACACAGAGCUGUGUGCAGCUUGACAAUGCUUAUCUGUGCCAAUGUCACCAGCAUUACACAGGUCAGAAAUGUGAGAGAUUAAUUAAUUUCUGUGAAGGUAACCCAUGUUUUAAUGGAGGAACCUGCGCUGUAACUGUCAAUACUCCUCUUGGUUUCACGUGUAGCUGCCCUCAGGGUUUUUCAGGAGCCACCUGCAGUGACCCUAUUCUACCAUGUAGCUCCUCCUAUUGCCACAAUGGUGGUAUGUGCACCGCAGGAAGAGGAGGUCUCCCUCUCUGUAUAUGCCCCAAGGGUUACUCCGGACCUCAGUGCGAGGUCAUUGCUGGGGCCCCGUCACACAAAUCUACACCUCAUCCCCCACUACACGUAGGACCCUGGGAACAAUGCCCUGAGAUGGAUUGCAGGAAAACAUUUAAAGAUGGAGUCUGCAACACGCAGUGCAACAACCAAAAAUGCCUUUAUGAUGGAUUUGACUGUAAUGUCACUCGUUCCUGCAAUCCUCUCUAUGAUAAGUACUGCCUUGAUCACUUUGCCAAUGGUCACUGUGAGAAGGGAUGUGCCACUGCUGAAUGUGCCUGGGAUGGGGGAGACUGCUCUAGAGAAUCCAUUAAUAAUCUAGGAGGAACCUUGAUCCUAGUGCUUGGAUACACCCCUAAGGUUCUUCACCGUCAAGAGAUAGUUCAUAUCCUGCGUAAUCUGUCCAUCUCCCUACGAACCGGGAUAAGAUUGCUUAGAGACGGCCAAGGAGACAAGGUAUUUAGGUACCGGAAAAAAGAUUCCUCAGAAAAGUUGUCAUCAGAGAAACUGCAGAGAUGGGAGUAUGGUACCAUUAACCCUAGCAGUGAGAGACCUCAGGAAGAAGGCACAGAAGAUGACAACAAAACUAUUGGCUGUGUCCUUUUCCUGGAGGUGUUUGGGGCAGAAUGUGAGCAUCUUCACGCUUGUCUUAACACUUCGGAGGGGGCUGCUCGGUUCCUUACAGCUCUGAAUGAGCGACCGGAGGCAGAUCUGCCGUUCACUCUGCUGGAAGUAUACCACAAGGAAGACACAGGCCGCCAUAUAAACCUCCAGCAGUUACGUUGGCCUUUGGUAGGGGCGUCCAUUCUUGUAGGAGUGGCUCUCAUUUUGGUUGGUGUGCAGCUGAGCAGAAAACGUCAGCAUGGAGUCCUGUGGUUGCCCUCUGGGUUUAGCCGGCAUAGGACAGCUGAAGGUGGUCGGAGGAGGGAACCUGUGGGUGAAGAUUCUGUGCGUCUCAAACCCCUGAAGCAUGACUCAGUGUAUGAUGAAGACUCCUCCCCCGAGGAAGGUAUUGUGCAGCCGAAAUCAAGAAAGAUCAAGAUUUCAGAAGACACCUCCAUUCUGGAUCACCGUCAGUGGAGCCAGAAGCAUAUUGAUGCAGGGGUGCGUUUCCCACAGUGCAUUGCUCUGACCCCUCCACAGGAGGAACCUAACUCCAGAGACAUAGAUGUGAGAGGCCCAGAUGGAGUGACUCCACUUAUGUCUGCCAUUUGUGCCGGAGGAGGUCUAGAGCCUUCUGGUGGUGUCACGGAUCCAUCAGAGAUAGAGAGUUCAGCAGUUAUUAUCUCAGACCUUAUUGGUCAAGGGGCCAGUCUCAAUGCCCAGACAGAUUCUACUGGAGAAACAGCUCUACACCUUGCUGCUCGAUUUUCAAGACAAGAUGCAAUAAAGUGCAUGCUGGAUGCCGGAGCAGAUACCAAUCUCCAUGAUAAACUUGGAAGAACCCCCUUACACACAGCUAUAGCUGCUGAUGCCUUAGGGGUGUUCCAGACUCUCUUACGAUGCCGACAAACAGAUAUUGAUGCUCGUAUGUUUGAUGGCUCAACACCGCUUAUCUUGGCUUCCCGUCUCCCAGUCCAAAACAUGGUGGAAGAGUUGGUGUCAUGUGGUGCAGAUAUUGGAGCCACUGAUAACAGAGGGAAAUCUGCACUGCACUGGGCUGCGGCUGUGAAUAAUGUGCAAGCAGUGAGGACCCUCCUAUGUAACGGGGCAAACAAGGACCUUCAAGACAAGAGGGAUCAGACAGCUCUCUUUCUGGCUGCCAGAGAAGGCAGCUUUGAGGCCGCCCGCAUCCUCCUUGAACACCAGGCAGAUCGUGACCUCUCUGAUCAUACAGGGCAUCAACCACGACAUGUGGCCCGGGAACGUGGCCACAGGGAUAUCCAACAGCUCCUGGAAGAACGUGUUCCCUCUUGCCCCAAGGGUUCAUCUGUAGCACCUGCAGUUGGGGGACCUCAUGCAAAAAAGAGCCAGCGGACUAGAUCUAAAGAUGCCAUCAAACCUUCUCCUUUGCCUCAUAUAGACCUGAGUAGUUCUUGCUAUCCACAUGCCCCUCCUUUGUCAGCACCACCCUAUGUGCCAGUGCCCGCAUCUGAGGGCAGCUGCUGUCAGGUGCAUAAUCCUAUGAUGAGCUAUGGGGGAAGCUGCCCUCCCUACCCUCGUAGUGGCUCCUUCUCUUCAGGGGUGGCUGGAUGUCAGUGGGCCAACAGAGGCUGGAGGGUCCAUUUUUGCCCAUCUGGGUGUACAGUCCCAGAAGCACCUUACUCAGGCGCAAGUCAGCAGAUGUCACCUCAUGCUCACUGGCUACCUGAAUCUCAGCAGCCUCAGUCUCCAAAUAGCCAAAAAAUGUCCAGUUACUGUCCUACUCCAGCCUUGGAGCCCCCACCUACCAAAGAGCUACCACGCACACCAACAGAUCAAGCAGGACGCAGCAUAUAUUUGACACCUCCCCCUUCACAGUAUGGAUACCCUUCCCCAGCUAGCCCAGAAGAAACCAGUUUACCCCAGACAUGCAUGCACCAUCAUCCUUUCCUUACCCCAUCUCCGGAGUCUCGAAACCCCUGGGGCGUAGCCUCACCCAGCUCUGAUUGGCCAGUAGACACCAAAUAAAUUAAAAACAAGCAAAAAUGUAAACACCAUAUUUAUUGAUGAGUGGUGGUCAUGGUGCAUUUAGUAGCCUCCGGAGAUCAUAUGAAAACAUCUCCCAAGACUCAAUCCAGUAACAAGUCAUGGAACUUGUGCAACCAUAGAGGCUUAUGCAUAGUAUGAGUAGGCAUCUUGCAUUUACCUUUUACACCCUCUACACAUCACUGAUGGUUUCUUACACAAACUUAUAUGUUGCCUCCAUGAAAGGCACAUAGAAUCGAAUUUGACCGUAAUCAGCAUCAUUAAGCCAUUUAUACGUUAUAUGAUACUCUUGGGAUUAAUUAGUUAUACAUAAACCUGACCUAGCUCAGAUGGUUUUAUAUGUCAUCAAUGAACUGACAAAAAAAUUACAAAGUUAAUAUUGUAUCUCUAAUCAAAACACAAAACCUAAAUCAAAUUUAUUAUAUACUCCUCUUAAUUAUUAAGUUUAUAUGUAAUUUAUAAUAAUUCACAUGCAUAUGUCAUCAAUAUAUCAAUUUUUACCAGGUGCAUACAAAUCAAGAUCAAUGAAGAUUUUGUAAUGUGAGUUAUCCAUUGUUACUGUUCUCUGUAGGUUUACAUUUCAAUAUCUCUAAAAUUCAAAUAUAUAUUUUAAAUAUUUCUCCUUCAACUCUAAAUAUCCCAACAUGAUUUUUAAAAAUUACAUUUUAAUUGUUACCUGCAUUGAACCUCAUGUUGGUGACUAUAAUUUUGUAUAAUCUUACUUUAAGGGACAUUAAACACUAAAUAAAUGUAAGAUCAAAUGAUGUACAGGUAGCCCUCAGUUUACGCCGGGGUUAGGUUCCAGGACCUAUUAAAAUAAUCACACAACAGACUGCAUCAUCAUCAAACUAAGUUUAAUGAACAAAAACGUUUUUUUAACUUGCAUUUUUCUGCAAUCAGUUCUCUGCAUUGUUAGCAUGUUAGAUAAUAUUGGGUCUGCACCUAUUUUAUGCUUUUCAAUCUGCAGUGAUUAAUAGGCAGUUAGGCACCUUCACCUCAAGCAGCUGGACAGGAAGAUAAUAGGGAAGUGGCUGCUCGAUAGCUAAUGUCUGUUCUGUGUACACAGAUCAAUUUCAGACCUGUUAAGUUGCAUAACUUUGCUGCAAAACAAGCGGACAGCUCCACCUAUUGGCUAUUUUAAUUACUGCACAUGACUGAAAAAAAAGGUUGUUAUUCUGAAAUGGCGCAAAUUGAACCGGCGUAAACUGAGGGCCACCUGUAUUUAAAGCCAAGAUUAGCCAAAGGAGGACAUCCAUAUGUUUUUUAAAUUAUAUUAGUUAUUUAAAUAUUGAAAAACUAAGUGUAAAGUUAGUGUCCAUAAAGCAAAGGGUACUGCCAUGUUGUAACUUAAGUUUCCAUCUCUGCUACGGCCAAUUAGGGACAGUUAUAAAUGUGUCACUAAGCAACCAAUGACUGUGAAAUAUGGCAGUGUUAAGUCUGUACUUCCACUUUUAACGAGAAUUGGAAAGCCAACAAUUUUCAAAAAUAAAUAGCUGGAAAAGGGGACAAUAUAAAUAAUGAAAGUUUAUUGCAAAGAUUUUUUUAAUACACAUAAUUAAAUGUUUUAUAUUACAA